Molecule: messenger RNA, 2025 nt
Organism: Brassica napus (rape)
Lineage: Eukaryota; Viridiplantae; Streptophyta; Magnoliopsida; Brassicales; Brassicaceae
Exons: 4
Coding region: 1-2025 (674 amino acids)
Source: RefSeq, a predicted model, not a curated record
AUGGGUCAAAUCCAUGAUUCUGCAGGUAAUGAUGUUGAAGUUAUCUAUGACAACGUUAAAGACGGCUGUGAGGAAGAACCUGAAGUUUUGAUAGCCGAUAGUGGCUCCGCUCUGAUGGUUCGUCGAGUAUGUCUGGCCCCUCAUGGAGCCGAUAACAAUCCUCAACGCCAUAACCUUUUCCACUCCAAGUGCACCAUUAGCGGAAAAGUUUGCAAAUUCAUCAUCGACUCUGAAAGUAGUGAAAACGUUAUUGCAGAAGAAGUGGUCAACAAACUUCAACUAGCCACAGAACUUCAUCCUUAUCCCUAUAAAUUGGCUUGGCUCAAUCAAAAGACUGAUUUGCUGAUUACUCGCCGCGCACUAAUCUCUUUUUCAGUAGGCGAGUCGUAUAAAGACCAAAUUCAAUGUGACGUCGCACCCAUGGAUGCGUGUCAUCUCCUUUUGGGACGACCUUGGAUAUUCGAUCGCCGCAUCCAACAUGAUGGCUUUCUGAAUACCUAUAGUUUCCACUUCAAUAACCGUCACUUCACACUUCAACCGUUCGAACCUGAAAAGCACAACCCGUCGCCGUCUCCCGUUCUUAUUCUCAAUCGCAAGCCUUUUGAGACAUCAAUGCGUGAAAAAGGACUUGUGUUGAUCCUUAUCAACUCAACACCAUCUUUGUCAGCUCCUACAGUUCCAGCCGCGUUCACGCCUUUGUUACAAGAAUUUUGUGACGUCUUUCCUGAUGACUUACCUCCAGGACUGCCGUCUCUUCGCGAUAUUCAGCAUAGAAUUGAUCUAGUUCCUGAUGCAGUUCUUCCUAAUAGAGCUCAUCAUCGUAUGAGUCCUAGUGAGCAUGAAGAGCUCAGUAGACAAGUUGAAGAACUUAUUGUGAAAGGAUUUUUACGUGAAAAUUUAAGUCCAUGUGCAGUCCCGGCUUUACUCAUUCCAAAGAAAGAUGGCUCUUCGCGCAUUGUGCCUAGUACUUUUAUGCGGGUCAUGAACCAGGCACUUCGUCCUUUUAUUGGAAAGUUUGUGGUGGUUUACUUCAAUGACAUUCUCAUCUUUAGUAUGUCACUAGCCGAACACAUCAACCAUCUCCGCGAAGUCCUACUUAUUCUACGUCGUGACCAGCUAUAUGCCACGAUAAAAAAAUGUGAGUUCGGGUCCGAGCAAGUCCAUUUUCUCGGAUAUAUCGUUUCUGCUCAAGGUUUGGCCGUCGAUCCAGAAAAAGUAGAAGUUAUUCAAUCUUGGCCUGUCCCGGCAACCUUAUCUGAGACUCGGAGUUUUCACGGCCUUGCCUCAUUCUACAGACGUUUUGUUCCUCAGUUUAGUACUCUAAUGGCGCCGAUAACUGACUGCAUUAGGCGUGAAAGCACGUUUUCGUGGACUCCAGAAGCAUCUCAAGCCCUUAGUAUCAUCAAACAGAAGCUUAGUACUGCUCCUAUCUUGGCUCUGCCUGAUUUUUCUCAGCACCUCCAAAGUCAAGAGAAGGUUUAUGCACGUCAUGCCGCAUGGGUUGCCUAUUUACAGAAAUUCACUUUUGUUAUUAAGCAUACGUCUGGCGUUUCUAACCGUGUCGCUGAUGCAUUGAGUCGCUGGCGCUCUCUUCUUGCUGUCUUACAUGUUUUGGUUCCUGGAUUCGCCACCUUUUCUGACUUGUACGAGUCAGAUGCUUUCUUCGGGAGUAUCUUACAUGACGUCGAGUCUGGUGUAUCACGUGAUUAUACAUUGCAUGAGGGGUUUUUGUUUCGGGGUGAUCGUCUUUGCGUCCCAAGUUGCAGUCUUCGCCUCCAGCUUAUUUCCGAGACACAUGGUGAAGGCCAUGUUGGUCGUGAUCGCACAUUGCAUCUCCUCUCCAAUUCCUACUUUUGGCCGACCCUCCACCGCGAUAUUGAGCGGUACGUUGAGAGAUGUGUCGUCUGUCAGCAGGCGAAAGGCAGUGCUUCCAAUGCAGGCCUUUACUUACCAUUACCAGUCCCGACCCAGCCUUGGACCGACAUCAGUAUGGAUUUCGUGGUGGGACUUCCUCGUACUCAGUGA